Molecule: messenger RNA, 10898 nt
Organism: Ochotona princeps (American pika)
Lineage: Eukaryota; Metazoa; Chordata; Mammalia; Lagomorpha; Ochotonidae
Gene: ZZEF1
Product: zinc finger ZZ-type and EF-hand domain containing 1
Exons: 54
Coding region: 211-9168 (2985 amino acids)
Biological process (GO): regulation of synaptic plasticity; protein ubiquitination
Cellular component (GO): postsynapse
Molecular function (GO): calcium ion binding; ubiquitin-like protein ligase activity; zinc ion binding
Source: RefSeq, a predicted model, not a curated record
AUGGCGGCAAAGGCGGCGUGACGUAGACGCUAGACUCUCCAGAGGGUUCCGCCCGGCUGUGGUGCGCUGCUACUAGGGUCCGCCUGACGGUGCUUUUGCGACAGGAAGCCGGAAGCCGCCCGUCCCCGCCCUCAGGGCGCAGGCGGAGGUUGACAGGUCGCGGCGGGGAGGCGGCGGCGGCGGCGAGCGGUCGCCCGGGACGGCCAUCUCAUGGGGAACGCUACGAGUCACAGCAGCGAGGACGAAGCGGCCGCCGCCGGCGGGGAGGGCUGGGGGCCGCCGCCGCAGGACUGGGCGGCCGACGCGGGUUCGACCCCCGGCCCGGGCCUGGCGGCGGCCCCGGCGCUGCCCUCGGCCGCGGCGCUGCUGGAGCCCGCGCGGCUGCGGGAGGCGGCGGCGGCAUUGCGGCCCGCGCCGCCCUGCGAGUCGCUGGUGUCGCGGCACCACGGGGCGCUCCUGCGCUGGUUGGAGGAGCGGCUGGGCCGCGGCGACGAGUCCGUGACCCUGGAGCAGUUCCGGGAGCUGCUGGAGGCUCGUGGCGCCGGCUGCUCGGGCGAGCAGUUCGAGGAGGCCUUUGCUCAGUUUGAUGCUGAGGGUGAUGGUACAGUUGAUGCUGAGAACAUGCUGGAAACCCUCAAGAAUUCCAGCGGAGCCAAUCUUCAGGGGGAGCUGAGUCACAUCAUCAGACAACUGCAAGCCUGCUCCCUCGUUCCAGGUUUCACGGAUAUAUUUUCGGAGUCAAAGGAAAGCCUUGACCUUCAUGCGUCGAUGAUCCUGCGCUUCCUGCACCGCAACCGCAUCUCCAGCACAGUGAUCCCAUACCCGCUGUUGGAACACUGCAACAACGUGUGCGCCAUGCGAUCCUCCGUCCUGAGGGAGUCCCUGGAGCAGCUGGUGCAAAAAGAGAAGGAAAGCCCUGGAGAUUUAACAAGAAGCCCAGAGAUGGAUAAGCUUAAGUCAGUUACGAAGUGCUAUGCAUAUAUAGAGACAUCCUCCAACCCCGCGGACAUUGACAAGAUGAUAAAUGGAGAGACAUCCUCCUACUGGCAGUCAGAUGGCAGUGCCCGCUCACACUGGAUUCGUUUGAAAAUGAAGCCAGAUGUUGUGCUGAGGCACCUGUCCAUUGCAGUGGCUGCCACUGACCAGAGCUACAUGCCACAGCAGGUGACAGUAGCUGUGGGGAGGGGUCCCAAUGACCUUCAGGAAGUCCGAGAUGUGCAUAUCCCCAGCAAUGUGACUGGCUACGUGACACUGCUGGAAAAUGCCAACAUCAGCCAGCUCUAUGUCCAGAUUAACAUAAAACGUUGUCUUAGUGAUGGCUGCGACACCAGAAUCCACGGUCUCAGGGCUGUUGGCUUUCAGAAAGUUAAGAAGUCUGGGGUGUCAGUUUCAGACGCUUCUGCAAUAUGGUAUUGGUCACUGCUGACGUCUCUGGUGACAGCAUCUAUGGAGACAAAUCCCGCAUUUGUCCAGACAGUGCUGCAAAACACACAGAAAGCCCUGCAGCACAUGCCACCACUUUCCCUCUCACCAGGAUCUACAGAUUUUUCAACUUUCCUCUCUCCCAACGUUCUGGAAGAAGUGGACAGUUUCCUCCUAAGGAUAACUAGCUGCUGUUCUACACCAGAAGUAGAACUCACCCUUCUGGCUUUUGCGUUAGCAAGAGGAAGUGUUGCCAAAGUGAUGAGCUCUCUGUGCACCAUCACUGACCACCUGGACACACAGUACGAUGCCUCCUCCCUCAUCUCGUCCAUGGCAUCAGUGAGGCAGAACCUGCUCCUCAAAUAUGGUAAACCUCUCCAGUUGACUCUUCAGGCCUGUGAUGUUAAAGGGAAGGAAGAUAAGUCAGGCCCUGAAAACCUGCUUGUGGAACCAUGGACAAGGGACGGUUUUCUUACAGAGAGUGGAAAAACCAGAGCAAGCACUAUUUUUUCUACAGGAACUGACUCUGCCAUCCAAGUUACACAAAUCAGAAUUAUGGUCCGACGUGGUGGCAUUGGUGCACAGUGUGGGUUAGUGUUUGCCUAUAACUCACCUUCUGACAAAUUCCAUGCAGAAGAACACUUCAGAAGGUUUGAAAAAUAUGACAAGUGGAAGCUUCAGGAGCUCAGACAAUUUGUAAAAAGCAGGAUUGGUUGCUCAUCUGCUGACCUUGGAGAGGAUGAUCCUAUUGGCUGGUUUGAGCUGGAGGAAGAGUGGGAUGAAGUGGAUGUGAAGUUACAGCAGUGCAGAGUUGCCAAAUACUUGAUGGUGAAGUUCCUCUGCACCCGUCAGGAAACUGCAGAGCGUCUGGGAGUGCAAGGCUUGACUAUCAGCGGCUACCUCCGGCCUGCAAGAGCAGAAGCAGAGCAGAGCAUCCCUUGUGCCCACUGCAGGAAAGACACAGACAGUGUCUGUGGGGCCACGCUGCUCCUCAGGACCCUCCAGUUCAUCCAGCAGCUUGCCCAUGACCUGGUGCAGCAAAAGGAAAGUGGCUUAAAAUAUAAAUCUUUUCUGGACUUCGCGGGUCUUGAUUUGCAGAUCUUCUGGAAUUUUUACAGUAAACUAAAGAAAAACCCAAGGGAAGACUGCAUCUGUGCCCAGACCUUGCUUCUGCAGCUGCUCCAGAGCUGCUUCCCGGUGCUGCAAAGAGACUCACUGGCUGCUGCAGAGGAGGGAAAACCUCCUACCCAGAACCCUGAAGCCGUGGCAGCUGCCAAGGAGCUCUACAUGCACCUGUGUGAUGUGGUGGAUAAGGCGACUGGAGACUCAGUGCCCGUGGAGAUACUGAAACAGGAAGUGAGGAACACCCUUCUCAAUGGGGCUGCCGUCUUUUUUCCUGACCGACAGACCCGGCGGAACCAUCUCUUCACCAUGAUGAAGAAUGUCACCGAGCAGGAGCACAAGCAGUCCCUUCAGCUCACUUUUCGUUCGCUGUGCACGUAUUUCAGUGAUAAGGAUCCAGGCGGCCUUCUGCUGUUACCUGAGAAGAGCAACCUGGCGGACACCAACGUCGUCGAAGUGCUGGCGGUCAUGAACACUCUGCUGUCUGUUGCUGCCCGAGAGUGCGAGCUGGUGAUGCUACAUGGGGUACAGGGCGAGUCUGGUUCCGUCCUCUUCUCCUUGUUCUGGUCCGUCCAAGGCAGCCUACUCUCCUGGUGCUACCUGCAGCUGAAGAGUACCGAUUCUGCAGCCAAACAUCUUGCUGCAGACCUUAUUGAAAAAUAUGUGGGACAGUUUCUGGCCAACAUGAGAAUGAUUUUGGGAUCCUUGUUGUUGCAGUAUAGUGGAAAAACCAUAGUCGAAAAAUUAUGUAAUUCAGUGUUUUCCAUGGCAGCUCGACAACUGGUCAUCUUCCUGCUGGACUUAUGCCCCUUAGACAUUCCCCACUGCACGCUGCUGAGGGAGGUCAGCACCCUGACAGAGCUACUCAAGAAGCUAUGCGCUGACCCUGCAGGAGGACUGAAUAAGCUGGAUGUGGAGACCUGGCAGCAGGAGCAGCCCGUGGUGUUGCAUACGUGGACCAAGGAAUCUGCCCACAACUAUGAAAAUAACUGCCAUGAGGUAUCUGUCUUUGUGAGCCCAGGAGCAACCUAUUUUGAGGUGGAAUUUGAUGAGAGGUGUGAAACUGAAAAAAGGUACGAUUAUUUGGAAUUCACUGAUGCUAGAGGUGGAAAAACACGCUAUGACACCAAAGUUGGCACUGAUAAGUGGCCUAAGAAAGUGACUUUUAAGGCUGGUCCCCGGCUACAGUUCCUCUUUCACUCUGACAGCAGUAACAACGAGUGGGGCUACAAAUUCACCGUCACUGCUUAUGGCCUGCCGGAUGUUGCUGUGUCUUGGGGGUUGGAUUUACAGCUCCUUGUCUCCAGACUGAUGGGGCGCCUGGCUUCCCAGUGCAUGGCACUCAAGUCUGUGCAUCAGCUAGGAAGUAACAUGGCAGUUCCCCAGGCAAAAAUGGCCUUAGUCCUGAACUCACCCUUGUGGAAACCUGUCUUCAGGCACCAGACUUGUCCAGAGCUGGAGUUAGAAGCGAGCUGGCCCACUCACCCACACCAUGAUCGUAAGGAGGUUAAGAGCAUCCCUGAUGAUCCCUGUUGCCGUUUUCUCCUUGAUUUUGCCCAGUCAGAGCCUGCUCAGAACUUCUGUGGGCCAUAUUCAGAACUGUUCAAAGGAUUCACACAGGCAUGUAGAAAACAGGCCCUAAAGACAGAUAUAGUUGCUGGUUCCACUAUUGAUCAAGCUGUGAACGCCACCUUUGCUGCUCUGGUAUAUCGCACUCCAGAAUUAUAUGAGAAGCUGCAAAAAUAUGUAAAUAGCGGGGGCAAGGCCGCCCUGAGUGAAGAGUUUGCACAGGUGUAUUCUUUGGCCGAUGGGAUUCGAAUAUGGAUGUUAGAAAUGAAGCAGAAGUCGCUGAUGAGCCUGGACAGUGAGGCAGAAGAAAAACGUGGCGCAGAUGUGGCUGAGGUGAACCCCGAGAACCUGGCCAAAGAGUGUAUUCAGAAGAGUCUUCUGUUACUAAAAUUCUUGCCCCCUGGUGUAAGCUCAAAAGGAAGCAAUGACAAACUGGUGGCUGCAGAUGAACCUGACCACCUGCAGCCCCUUGAUAAGCGCUCCCGGACCAGCUCUGUGGUGGAAGAGCAUUUCCAAGCCUCCAUGUCUCCGACUGAAACAGCAGCGCCCACCACGGGAGACCAGAGCCCUGGCUUGGACGUCCAGUCAAGGCUGGCACCUGGCAGUGGCCCCACCACAGCGGAUGCAUCUUCUGCCACAGUCGAGGAACCCUCAUCGCCUUCCACACCCACCCGGCGGCCUCCCUUCACCCGAGGGCGACUCCGACUGCUCUCCUUCCGAUCCAUGGAGGAGGCCAGACCUGUGCCCACUGUGAAGGAGAAGUACCCUGUACUUAAGGACGUCAUGGACUUCAUCAAAGAUCAGUCCCUCUCACAGGAGAGUGUUGUACAGGUGCUUUCCUUGAAGAAAGCUCAAGCCCAGAGCAUCCUUGAGGUCCUGCAGGUAAUCCAGUACUGCAUGGAGUCCCUCGGGCAGCCCCAUUGCUUUCAUCCUCCGUGUAUACUUUUCCUAUUGGAACUCCUGACCUGCCAGAAGGAUUUUACCAAUUAUUUUGGACACUUGGAAGGCUGUGGUGCUGAGCUACAUAAAGAAAUUCGAGACACCUACUAUCAGCUUGUUCUGUUUUUGGUCAAAGCAGUUAAAGGAUUUAGUAUCAUCAAUGAUAGGUCUUUGCUGCCUGCCUUCUCCUGUGUUCAGACGGCCCUGCUCCAUCUUUUGGAUAUGGGCUGGGAACCCAGUGAUCUGGCCUUCUUUGUUGAUAUUCAGUUACCAGAUCUGCUUAUGAAAACGUCACAGGAAAAUAUAAGUGUCCAUGACAGUGUGAUCAGCCAGUGGAGUGAAGAAGAUGAACUUGCUGAUGCCAAGCAGAAUUCAGAGUGGAUGGAUGAGUGUCAGGAUGGCAUGUUUGAGGCCUGGUAUGAAAAAAUAGCCCAGGAGGAUCCAGAGAAGCAGAGGAAAAUGCACAUGUUUAUUGCUCGCUACUGUGACCUGCUGAAUGUGGACAUCUCUUGUGACGGCUGUGAUGAGAUCGCUCCCUGGCAUCGCUACCGCUGCCUGCAGUGCAGUGAUAUGGAUCUCUGCAAAACUUGCUUCCUUGGUGGAGUGAAGCCUGAGGGCCACGGAGAUGACCACGAGAUGGUCAACAUGGAAUUUACCUGUGACCACUGCCAGGGUUUGAUCAUAGGCCGGAGGAUGAAUUGCAAUGUGUGUGAUGACUUUGAUCUUUGCUAUGGAUGCUAUGCCACAAAGAAAUACUCGUAUGGCCACUUGCCUACCCACAGCAUCACGGCCUACCCGAUGGUGACCAUCCGGAUCAGCGACCGGCAGAGGCUCAUUCAGCCCUACAUCCACAAUUACUCCUGGCUGCUCUUUGCUGCCCUGGCUCUCUAUAGUGCCCACCUGGCCAGCGUGGAGGACAUGGAUGGGGAGAAGCUGGAUCCCCAGGCCCGCAGCAAUGCCACCAUCCUGCGGAGCCAGUGCAUGAAGCUCGUCGGGGACUGUCUGAUGAAGGCUCACCAGGGAAAAGGUCUUAAAGCCUUAGCUCUUCUUGGUGUAUUGCCAGAUGGCCACUCUGCCCCAGAACAGGAGGCCCUCGUGGUCCCGGGGCCGUGCUGUACGUCAGAGGAGACACUGCAGAAGAAGGGAACGCAGGCUGCUGAGGAGCCAUUGCAGACAUACCCUUGCUUGCCCUGCCGUGGGGGAAAAACUGUACAUAAGGAAGUCAGCCCUUUAAAUGGCAAGCAGAGAAGUAAGACAGAUGAAGAUGUGUCAUUAAUAAAGAAGCCUUCAAGUGACACCCCAAUGUCAGACCCAACUGCAGAUGCCAGCACACCUACCGGACGUUCAGAUACAGAAAAUUCAGAAGUGUUAUCUCAGAAGCCGUUGGAGGAAAAGGCAGUUACUCCACAUCCUGAGCAAGUGUUUGCCGAGUGCUCCCAGAAGAGGAUUUUGGGAUUACUGGCAGCCAUGUUACCACCUUUAAAGUCGCAGGACCCCACAGUCCCCCUGAUCGACCUGGAACACAUCCUGCCCCUCAUGUUUCAGGUUGUCAUCUCAAAUGCAGGGCACCUGAACGAGACCUACCACCUCACGCUGGGCCUGCUGGGCCAGUUAAUCAUCCGUCUUCUGCCAGCAGAGGUUGAUGCUGCUGUGACCAAAGUGCUCUCGGCCAAACACAACCUGUUUGCUACAGGGGACGGUUCCAGUGUCCCAGAUGGCUGGAAGACCACCCACCUGCUCUUUAGCCUGGGAGCUGUAUGUCUGGACAGCCGAGUGGGCUUAGACUGGGCCUGCUCCAUGGCAGAGAUCCUGCGGUCUCUCAACAACGCCCCUCUGUGGCAGGACGUCCUGGCCGCCUUCACAGAUCACUGCGUGCAGCAGCUGCCUUUCCAGCUGAAGCACACCAACAUCUUCACCCUGCUCGUGCUGGUCGGCUUCCCGCAGGUCCUGUGCGUGGGAACUCGCUGUGUGUAUGUGGAUAAUGCUAACGAACCUCACAAUGUGAUCAUCCUGAAACACUUCACCGAGAAGAACAGGGCCGUGAUCGUCGAUGUGAAAACUCGGAAGAGGAAAACAGUGAAGGACUACCAGCUGGUCCAGAAGGGAGGAGGAGCAGACUGCAAUGACUCCCAGGCCCAGCUGAGCCAGUACUCCAAGCACUUUGCCUUAAUUGCCAGUCACCUGCUGCAGGCCAGCAUGGAUAGCCAUUGUCCUGAGGCAGUGGAGGCAACAUGGGUCCUCUCCCUGGCCCUCAAAGGCUUAUACAAGACACUGAAGGCUCACGGCUUUGAGGAGAUCCACGCCACCUUCCUCCAGACUGACCUGCUCCGUCUGCUGGUGAAGAAGUGCAGCAAAGGGACUGGCUUCAGCAAGACGUGGCUGCUCCGUGACCUGGAAAUCUUGUCCAUCAUGCUGUACUCCUCAAAAAAGGAGAUCAACACUUUGGCUGAGCAUGGUGAGCCGGAACUCGAAGAGCGAGGCGAGCAGGAAGAAGAGGUGGAGCGGACAGUGAGCAGUCCCGGGGAACCGGAGCGCAAGCUGGACCCGCUCAACGGCCUGGAUGAGCCCACCAGAAUAUGCUUCCUGAUGGCUCACGAUGCCCUGAACGCACCCCUGCACAUCCUCCGUGCCAUAUACGAGCUGCAGAUGAAAAGAACCGAUUCUUUCUUCCUGGAGGUUCAGAAGAGGUUUGACGGUGAUGAACUCGCCACAGAUGAGAAGAUUCGGUCCCUGGCUCAGAAGUGGCAGCCUGGUAGGAGCCUACGGCUGGAGGAGCAGAGCGCCAAAGCUGUGGAUACAGACAUGAUCAUCCUGCCGUGCCUGUCUCGGCCUGCACGCUGUGACCAAGCCACUGCUGAGUCCAGCCCCGUGACCCAGAAGCUAAUCUCCAGCACGGAGAGUGAGCUGCAGCAGUGCUAUGCCAAGCAGCGCCGCAGCAAGAGUGCCGCCCUGCUGCACAAGGAGCUGAACUGCAAGAGCAAGAGGGCUGUCCGAGACUACCUGUUCCGCGUCAACGAAGCCACCUCCGUCCUCUACGCCCGCCAUGUGCUUGCAUCCCUGCUGGCCGAGUGGCCUGCGCAUGUGCCAGUGAGCGAAGACAUUCUGGAGCUCAGUGGCCCGGCCCAUAUGACGUACAUUCUUGAUAUGUUCAUGCAGCUGGAGGAAAAGCAGCAGUGGGAAAAGAUCCUGCAGAAGGUGCUCCAGGGCUGCCGGGAGAGCAUGCUGGGGACCAUGGCACUGGCCGCCUGCCAGUUCAUGGAGGAGCCGGGGAUGGAGGUGCAAGUGAGGGAAUCGAAGCACCCGUAUAGCAACAACACCAACUUUGAGGAUAAAGUACACAUCCCUGGCGCAAUCUACCUUUCAAUCAAAUUCGACUCUCAGUGCAACACUGAGGAAGGCUGUGACGAGCUCGCCAUGUCCAGCAGCAGUGACUUCCAGCAGGAUCGCCACAAUUUCAGUGGCUCUCAACAGAAAUGGAAAGACUUUGAGCUCCCAGGAGACACUUUAUACUACCGCUUUACCUCGGAUAUGAGCAACACCGAAUGGGGCUACAAGUUCACCGUGACGGCUGGACAUCUGGGCCGCUUCCAGACAGGCUUUGAGAUUUUGAAGCAAAUGCUAUCAGAAGAACGGGUUGUGCCUCACCUCCCAUUGGCCAAAAUUUGGGAGUGGCUGGUGGGCGUGGCCUGCCGCCAAACUGGUCAUCAGAGGCUGAAAGCCAUCCACCUGCUGCUGAGGAUUGUGCAGUGCUGCUCCCACAGUGACCUGUGUGACCUGACACUGCUAAGGCCACUGUGGCAGCUCUUCACGCACAUGGAGUAUGGCCUGUUCGAGGAUGUGACGCAACCCGGCAUCCUCCUCCCACUGCAUCGGGCCCUCACCGAGCUCUUCUUCGUCACAGAGAACCGAGCCCAGGAGCUGGGCUUGCUGCAGGAAUACCUGCUGGCCUUAACCACUGAUGAGCACCUUCUCCGCUGUGCAGCCCAGGUACUCUCCCCUUGCAGAGCUGGCCCUCUGGGGCAAGUGCCACCACCUCCCAUUCCCACUUGCCAGGACAGACUGCGUCAUGAAUGCAAACUCCACCCUCCACAUCAGUUACUUCUUCCGGUGCUCUAGGAGCAGGCGGGCCCAUCUGUCAGCGUUGUCCAUGUUAAGCCAGGGGUCAGAACACACUAGCAGGAAUGUGUGUCUUUAAACCAAAACAGCCCCUGCCUUGAAUUUAGUUUGGCAGGUCCCUGAAGUUUCCAUCGAGUUAGAUUGCAGAUAUUUUUGGAUGUCAUUUGCUUCCCUGGCGAGGGAGCUCCUCUUCUGACAGCUGGUUGGUCUCAGGACCCUUCACGCCUCUAAGUCACUCAGGGUCCCCGGGAGCGUCAGCCACGCUCAGGAUAUAAAUCAGUGUGUGUGCAUCCUGGGAAGGUGAGCUAAAUCUGGAAUUAACAGAUUACAAAUGGAAACAUUUAAACAUUUAGUUACCAAUUCCUUUGGGGAAAAAAAGUACUCAACCUAUCUCACAUCAACAUAAAUGUAGCCUGUUCAGUGAAGCACAGUUCCUAUGUUUCAAAACAAAAUAACCUCCAAGCAGGAUGACCCUGUGUCAGGCUCCCUCUGACGUCCGGCUUACUGGAAGACAGCUGGGCUCUCAGUCCAUGCCUGCACUCUGUCUGUCGCAUCCACAUCAGCCUCUGGAAAACUCCAUUGUAUAUUCAGGAGAGAAAGUGGAAAGUGAACCUCAUAGACCCAAAAAAGCGUGUUAAGAAUCACCCGACCCCAGACUCAUUUUGUGCAGCUAGGACCCACUGUAACCUCCUCCCCCGCUGCCCAGUUGCAUUGAGGCCCAGCAGCUGCCCUCCCCCUAGCUCAGGCCUCUGUCCCUGGGAGAGGGCUGCCCUGUCCUUGCUAGUUUGGGGUGGACCCCACAGCACACUUGGGAGAGACAACCAGAGUCAGAGUGGCCACUGCUUUUCCUCCCAGCAGCUACCCACUGCUACCACCCAUCCCAGCCUCACGACAUCACGCAGCAGAGCCUAGACUGGACAUUCAGUACCAGGCCAGCAGGACAGCCUUCCUGGGGGCUCCCCCCAGCCGGCCCCGCAGCCGCUCUCCGCUGCUCCCUCACUUUUAGCCCGUCCAGCCCCCUGGGCCAGUAGUCAGACUCCCCAACCUGUUGCCUCCCCCUCACUCCUCCGCCUCCCCCUCCUGCUGCCCGCUGCACAAGCACCACAAGGCACCUGCAUUCUCAGUGCCUUCCCACCCCUGUUUUCUGGCCUCUCUUGGGGUGCCCCAGCAGCAGCUCUUUGUCCCCUGUGUGCAUCGUGCCCCUCUGCUGUGUCUCUCGCAAGACUCCCUGGAUCUCGGCAGCCGGCAACCCUCUGAGCCAGUCUGCCCAGGCUGUGCUCAUUCCACCUUCAGUGCUGCUGUCAGCUCUUCUAGCUUAUGGUCUCCCAGGUUGGGGGCAGGUGCCCAUUCGGCCUGACCCAGGUCCCUCCAUCACCUGCCCCCCUCCUCAGUGCACAGCCCGGGGUCUUGUUCCUCAGCGCUCUGUGAGCCAGAGGCUGGCUCGGGGCACUGCUGGCCACUCUCUCCCCUCCACAGGCUCUACAGAACAUUGCCGCCAUCAGCCUGGCCAUCAACUACCCAAACAAGGCCACCCGCCUCUGGAAUGUUGAAUGCUAGCCCUCAGCGUGGCCUGCAUGGGACCAGCUACCUUGCCACCGGGGCUGUGGCACAGACCCUGGCUCCAAGUCAGGGACAGUCCCGGGCAGCAGCACACAGCCUCUCGGAGCCGCUCCACCCAGCGCACACUUGCCAGCCCCACCUGUGCGGAUGCACCGAGCAGGGCUCCUGAA